Messenger RNA from Lycium barbarum (goji berry), 1429 nucleotides. RefSeq names its product protein BIG GRAIN 1-like B. Gene Ontology annotation, biological process: auxin-activated signaling pathway. The record is from RefSeq and is a predicted model, not a curated record. Bases 397 to 1242 code for a protein of 281 amino acids. The transcript is spliced from 2 exons. NCBI's taxonomy places the organism in Eukaryota, Viridiplantae, Streptophyta, Magnoliopsida, Solanales, Solanaceae.
AAAUUAAUAUAUUAUCAAAAUAGUUGGCUCCAUCUAUAGAGCUUUCACAUCAAAAGUUAAAUAAUUUAUAGGGUUGCACUUUGAGUUGGAACUUGGGAGAGAUAAUAUAAAGCCCAAAGCAGAAUUAAACUCACAUACUUGUUUUCUAAAAUCACUCUCUUAGGCUUUAAUUAUGAGAUAUGCUAUGCUCUCUCCCCUUGUCAUCAUACUCCAUUAUAUAUUUUCUCUCUCCCUAUCUCUUGCAGCUUUUGACUCUUCUUAUAAAGCAGACAAUAAAGAGAUUGAAUUAUCAUUUUCUAUCCCACUCUCUUUCCCCUAGUGUUGCAUUCAUCAUCUCAAUAGUACUGCAAGACAAAAACUACUCUUGAUCUCUCUUUGCUAGCUUAGUUCUUAAUUAUGAACAUGGAUAAAUAUAAGUAUCCAAAAGAGUACUCUUGCAGCCCUUCCUUCUCUUCCGCACUUCUUGACUCUAUUUACCACUCCAUUGACCAAGGCCAAGAGAAGAAAUCAAGAAACUUGCAUUCAAGCUCCUCAAAUAUUGGCUCUUCCUGUUAUGGUCUUAGUAAUAGGCCUAAACCAAUUAGAACUAGCACUUCAACUAACCAAGAAAAGAUUCACAAACAUCAACAUCCCAAAGAUAACCUCAACUUUUAUGAUUAUUCUUUAGCAAAGGAAAAAGCUAAACACGAUGAAGAUGGUUUUGUGAAGACAAAAUCACGAGCUUUGAAGAUUUAUAGAGAUUUAAAGAAAGUUAAGCAGCCCAUUUCUCCUGGAGGUAGGCUAUCAAGUUUCUUGAACUCACUUUUUACAAAUGGGAAAAAAACAAACACUUCCUCAAAUUUUGGAGGGUAUGAUAAUGAGGAAAGAAAAUUAAAAUCAGCAAAUGCAUCCACUUGUUCUUCAACUUCUUUAUUCUCUAGGUCAUGUUUAAACAAGAAUAUUAUAAUUACUCCAUGUGGGCACAAGACUUUGGACGUGGACCAACAAAAUGUUGAGGUUGUAAAAAGCAUUACUAGAAAUUAUAUUCAUGAAGAUCAGCUAAAACUCAAGAAGAAUGUUCAAGUGUUUGAUGAUAAUAAUGAGGAGGAAGAAUAUGAAGAUGAGGAUGCAAGUUGUGCAAGUUCUGAUCUAUUUGAGCUUGAUAAUUUUUCUUCCAUUGGAUUAAUGGAAUUGCCUGUCUAUGAAACAGCAAAUCUUGAUACUAAUCGAGCCAUUAAUGCAAAUAGUAAUUUGCUUUUGUAACUUUCAAUAGAUUCUGAUAGCUAUUAUUGUUGUUAUUACUUACUAGCUAGGUAGUAUAAUCUUUGUGAUUGGUUUGGGGGUUUACAUCAAGAGAUUUAAAAUUUCUCUUUGAAAUUUAAUUUAUGUUUUCCUUGACUUAGUAUAUGUGUCUUUUUACCAUCCGUAAGGUCUACUUGUUGUUUUCUUA